Molecule: messenger RNA, 4944 nt
Organism: Amoebophrya sp. A120
Lineage: Eukaryota; Dinophyceae; Syndiniales; Amoebophryaceae
Source: the annotation of a GenBank genome assembly
CUCUGUGCAAUAAAUAUUUUGAAGAUCAACAUACGAGGCAGGUGGGACCAAAAUGAACAAAGUGAGUUUAUUACCUCCAUCUGUCGCUGCUUCAAGUUCAAACCUGUAGGCCCGGGUUUUGCCUACAGCUCGAGCCACAUUACGCAACGGGUACUGACGGUGUCUUCAUCCAAGACAAGGAAAAUAAACUUCAGCGGCAGGGGCAGUCGAUGGGUAGCGAGACGAGAAAAUAAUCAUGAUAGCGGUAGCGAGGGGGUUAUCGUUAUGCCAACCGCGGUUUUGCCACUUUCUCAGUUGGGAGUGUGGCUCCUGUUCUGGCGAGCGAUUGAAGCCCAGCACUACAGUCCGCUAGUUCGGGUGCCAUACACGCUGAGACGAAAGCGGUGGAAUCAGGUCUUGCAAAACAAAGGAAAUGACAUCCAGCAUCCCAGUGUCAAUGUCCGAGGGGAUGAACAGAUUGGAAAGAAUGUUGACUUUUGUGCGCAGCUGGGCGACGAGAAGCUGGCAAGGCUUUUCCGAGAAAACCCCAGCUACCACCGCGAGGUGGCUCCGCUGGCCCUUGUCUUUGGACAUACACUUCCCCUCACUCUCAUCAACACGACCACCUCAGACUGGUCGUUGCAGCAACCAACUGCAGGCGCAACCAGCGACGAGAAUAAGAAAGCGGUCGCGACAGAUGCAAAUGGGACCACCCCAGCUGGGAACAACCAUCUAGCCGGCACACGUAUAGUAGGAGAUGCAGCGUCAACAGAGGAGCGUCCUGCUGUGCAGAACGAAAGUGAAAGAACGCCACAAACUACGAUGCCGACCUCCCCGGAAGAAAAACUAGACAAGCAAAUCGCGAGCGUGCAGCUCGCGCUUCGCUACGCCUAUGAGUCGUUACGGUUUGAGGACGGUUUCGCGCUGUUCGGCGUCGCCUGCGGUGUGGUGGAGAUCUUUUUCCCCUGUUCUACCGAUUCUCGGAUGCUGGCCGGUGCGCGGUCCGCGUCCGCAGCGAAGACGGCAAAGUUUGUUCGCCUUGUGGACGAGUUAGCCGAAGUUUGCGAGCACGCGAUGCGAACCCGGUUCGUGCAUCACGCCGACGCGGAGUGUCGCGACGCGUAUCCACUGGGCGGCGAGGUACCGGACGAGAGCUCUCGGUUCGGGCCUCGCGCCGGACUCUUUGUUCGUCCGCAAUUGAAGCAGCUGUUCGUGCGAUACCGGCAGAACGUCACCAAAUCGUUGCGCGCGUUCGCCGUUCAGCAGGACCACGGGCUUUGGGACGAAAGAGGCCAGAGUUUGUCCGCCGGCGAGGAAAGAAGCUCAAGCCCGUCAAUUUUUGCCACCAUGUUCAUGCAGGUGGUGGGCCGGUUUUUCCCCAACGACCCAGCCACCGCGUCCUCCUCUCCGAUCUUGAUUGGUGGACAGGUGCUGUGGCCCACCACGCAGCUCGACGACGCAGAUGAUCUCGCUUGGUGGCGGGCAAUGACCAAACUGCAUGCGUACUCCUGCUCGGUUUACUACGCACUGCUGAUGCAAAGUGCGUUCCUUCGAGAUAAUCUUCUGUCCAGCCCAGCACGAAACACGCUGCACGCCAUUCGCAACCACACAAUAGUACAACCAGGGGUAGCUGCUGCGCAAAUAACGGAGGAGCUUGUUGAACCGGUUGUAGGCAUUGCCACCAAACAAAAGCACGGGUCGCACAGCAUUGGGGAACGCUGGUGGGAUCCCGCUGAUGGAGGAAGUACUCUGCGACGGACUAUGGGGCCACCUAGAAGUGGUUCUGCCGAUGAACAUCUACUUGCAGCUGAAGCUAGGGAGAGCACAAAAAUGGCGGGAGCGGGAUCACGAUCCGUCGCGGUCGUUCCGCGUCUGGAUGAGUGGGACGUUGUGACCGGUCACGCGCCAAAGCAUAGCCGGCGAGGCACCGCACAGGAACAAGUUUCGCAGUGUACGUACGGACUGGUGCGGUGGUGGCACGUCACGCAGUGGGCCGACCGGAAGGGGACCGGAGAGGAGGACUUCCGGGCUCUACUGGCGCACUCGGGCGACAUCGUGACGACGCGCCGUGUGGCAGGGCACCCCGACAUACAGGAGAUCCUUUCGUUGGUGUUUCGUAGUGUACCGAUUGUGCCACUUCUAUUCCGCUUGCAAUCAGGAUUGUGUGCUUCCUGGCAGGCGGAAAAGACGUCAGCGUCGUUGGCCGAACGGAAAGAAGAAAUCGCAAAGGAGCUGGUUCUUUCGGUGGCGACUAGUGAGCGUCUCGUGACAGAAGCAGAACUUGUGGGUACGCAGGAACGACGACUGGGGGCACGGUCUUCACCUCUGGCUCACGCGGCCAACGUCAAGAAGGACGCGCUCCAGGAGCACCCAGGCCAGGAAGGUAAAUCUCAAUCUGAGUCGCAGCGCAGACCGAAAGUUCGCUUGCUGAUGGUUGUUUGGCGUUCACCCAACGUUUUGCGGUACUUGCGGAACAUACAGUUAUGGCAGUGUUACGCGAAUGUGCAGGGCUACGAGUUUGUUGUGCAGGCUGGGCCGCCGGAUUUUUUGCAGACACCGGAGACGGAAAAGUUUCUUUUCUACUCGAACCUCACAGCGUGGGUCGACCCAGAAAUUUGGUCAUCAUCAUCUGCAGAUAUGAAUCAUACCCAGCGAUUUGCAGUGAUGCGGCAGCGUCUUUUUUCACAGGACAAGAAACGACGCACGACAGCUGAUGGUGCAAGCGAUUCCGGCGGUGGUAUUCGGGAAGCGCACACAGUCAGCCGCUUGCCAGCCGUUCCAGAGGGUCCCGGAGGUGCAGAAACGCCGAUUCAGCGACGUCGACGGCCAGUGUCUUACAUGUUCCCUGACGAGACUUCAGCUCCACAGGGCGCAAACCGAAAGAAGACACCCCCGGACGACGUCGCGGCUUCAGCGACUCGGUUCUCGCAGUCGCACAAGCGCUGGGAGUCACGGGACCGCGGCGGGGAAGAGUUGGCGAAACAGCCCUGGUUCCGGCUUCGGUGGUGGCGGAUGCGGCAACACCUAUUGCAGAUGAAAGCCGACGCGGCGCGUAGACCGGACGAGGAGGAGCAAAUCUUGAUCACGGUGGACGUGGAUACGUUGCCGAACCCUUCCUGUUUCGCGGACGUCGCGCUGCACCGGCUGGUGGACCGCCACCCCAUCGCAAUCAAGGACACCCCGCCCUUUUCGGAGGUAAACACGGGUGGUCUGAUGGUCACCCGCAACAGCGUGUGGAGCCGGCUGUACCUGGAGGAGCUCUGUGAAACAUUGCAGCAGUCGUACUUCACGCCGGCGCAGCACCCGGACAUGCUUAUGAGCACGGAGGCCAUUUUGCACGUGCUGCGCGUCGAAGUGCUGGCCAAGCUGGACCAGCUGCUGUCACUCUUGCAAAAGGAGCAAGAAGGAGAGGCUACGCCAUCCGCCGGUGUCGAAAGACGUACUACUACCACACUGGUCCUUGACCGCACCCAGGAUCACGCGAACUCGUCCGGAACAUCAAAACAAGAUCCAGCAACUUUGAUGACGUGGAAGGCGGCGAGUAGCAGAGUCUUACUCUCCCUGGAAGAGGUUGACGCCUUGAAGGCCAACUCUGGAAACAUCAUUCGCAGACUGGACCUCUCGCACUGUUGGCGCAGCUACAACACGGCGCUGCGCUCCCAGGUGAAUGCGGCGAAGUGCUGGAACGAGCAAGUGGACGGGUUGCUGCGCAUUCUGAAAUUGCUCCCGCACUUCUCGGUUGUAACCGCAGUCCGUAUGAAGUCGUUCCAGGACACGCUGCAGGAAAGGAAAAAGGUGGUUAGGUCUCUCAAGGCACUGAUCUAUGGUCCGCGCUUCCACACGGUGGGCUCUAUAAAGUACGAGCUGGAAGAGGACUACCAACGCGAGCUGAGGCUCGGGUUGACGCACUUGUCGCCACGAACGCGGGCCACGGUGAUGGGGCACUCGUUCCCGAAGUCAGUAUCCGCUGCUAGUACUACCUCCACUUUCAUAUCUACAACCACAACAACGGCGCCUUUAGUCGACGACUCCGCAUCGUCUUUUGCGCCGUCGUCCCCUGCUCUAUUGGGUGCGACGGAGGGCGGAAACCUCGGUGAAAGACUCUCGCCGUACUCCCCCGAAGAAACCCGCGACCGAGCUGUGCUGAGUUGGGAGCCCGAGAAGCGCCGAGCCUUUCUCGCAGAGUCGACGUACCGCUUUCAGCACUGGCUGUACGAGUCUGUGGAGGUGGGGAUCGCCAGCUUCCGCCAGAAAAGCCUGUCCGAGGUUGUUCACUUCGUCGACCCCCGGAAGCUGGAGAUGAACUUUCGCCCGACCCAGUUUCUUUACGCACCCCAUGACGUGCUGGACAACCUGAAAAACAGUGGCGUCUCACAUCCGGGACGGAUCGCCGAGGUACACGAGGGCUUUACUCCGAUGGUGGCGCAUUGGGCCGGGUUGCGCUGGGACGAGAAGCAGAUCAGCAUGUACUGGUAUUUGAGAAGGUUCAACGGAACGCUCGAUUUGCAAGCUGCCCAUGAUGCCGGAAGUAAAGGGCGGAAUGUUAACGAUAAGCAAGGAAAUAAACCUGUUGUCCACUACCCUUGGUACGACUACAACAAUGCUUCCUGGUCGGACAGAAAGUCAUUCGAAAACCUGGUUCGCACCGCAAACGCGAGUAUGGAUAAUCUCGCGGACCUGCUUUAUAGAGAGUACCACGGCCCGGAAGUGUGUGCCUGGGCGCAAAAUUUGGACGCAACCUGCCAACCCAGUACGGCGUACCACCGGUUGCUCAUGUGCCGGGGCGCUGGCGAGUGGCUGUGCGGGUGACCUUGUCACGCGGGUAAACUGCAGGUCUUACUUCUAAUUUCUGACUUCUUGCAUGUCUGCGAUCUUGGCCACCGGGGGGGAUCAUUGGAUUACAUUCAUAGCUGCACUCAAGUUCUUGCGACGUUCGCCACUGUCUAAUAAGUACCUUGUCGCUAC